Astyanax mexicanus (Mexican tetra) is the source of this 5129-nucleotide messenger RNA. RefSeq lists its product as uncharacterized. Gene Ontology annotation, molecular function: zinc ion binding; nucleic acid binding. Bases 1445 to 3598 code for a protein of 717 amino acids. The record is from RefSeq and is a predicted model, not a curated record. Lineage: Eukaryota; Metazoa; Chordata; Actinopteri; Characiformes; Acestrorhamphidae. The transcript is spliced from 2 exons.
UGAGGUGUAUUUCUGUGCUAUGGAUGGCCACCACUUCUGGUUUGAGAGGCCUUUAGCCUAGAGAAGUUCAUGUGUCCAGCUAAACUAUUUUGAGAAGUCCAUUUCUAUACAUGAUUGGCAUGUCACAAGUGGUUGCAGGUAAACAACAUGCCGCUUCUCAAAAGGCCAUAUUUACAUAUAUGGUAAAGCUGUAAAUAGGGUGGUUGAAAUCCUUAAGGCAUGAGAGCUAUUGGAGUGACUGUAAGGGACUAUUUAAACGGGUUAGCCUGCAAGACUGGGGGAGAGAGAGAACACCUGGGACACCGAGAAUUGACAAGCUCUCUCCCACACUUUGCUUCUGACUGAAAUAAAUAUUUAUUCCGGUUAAGAAGACAGUGUGUACUGAGUUUUAUUUCAAGAAACAACAGCCUUCCAAGAACACCCAAAGAGGAGUCCACAAGAAACAAGAAGACACAACAAAAAUGGCGCCCAACGUGGGGCUUGAUUAAGACUUGAUUGAGCCUUGAUUGAGACAUCAGUUGAGACUUCGGUUGGGACUUCAGCAGGACCUUGAGAACAGGGACUUCAGUUGCGGCUCCAGGCAAGAAAAAGAUCCGGGGACCCCGAAGGGAUCCAGUUGUGGCUCCGAGUGGUUUGACGUGGCAAGCUUUCGCUCUCACGCCGGCAAAUAAAGGAUUGGAGACAGGAGACAGAGAGGAAGGAAAAGAGAGGGGUGGCUGACAAGCAACAGGGACAGAGUGUCACAUGUACUGGCUGCUGUGUUGACGUCAACCAUAUCAGGCUAGUGAUCAUCCAUACAUUUCUUCCUUAUAAACACCUGCAUAUACACAUAGUGGCAUUUACAUUUAUAACUAUCGUAAAUUAGGAAUAUUACUUUACUCUCAUUGGUGAUUUAUACAGGGGUGUAUGAGAAUUGGAAAAUAGAUUAAGCAGGAAGUAUUCUGGCCAUAAGGAAAUAUACCAAGGGGGGUUAGAAGUUAAAAUAAAAACACAUAACUAAACAGAUUGAUUGAUUGACUGGUUGGUUGAUUGAUUGACUGGUUGGUUGAUAGAUUGAUUGGUUGGUUGAUUAAGUGAUUGAUCGGUUUGAAUGAUCGAUUACAGAUGUUGAUUAGCUCAUUAGUUAAAGGUGUGAGAAUCACAAAUAGUGGUAAAUUAAGUAAAAGUUUAGGACUGUAAUUGGGAAGACAUAUUAACAGAGAAUCUUUUGAAACUUUGGUUGGAAACUUUAGACUUUAGACUUGGGAAUUGUUUUUCAGUGUUUAAGUUUUCUGGAGUUGGCAACCAUUCAAGCUGAGUCAUGUGGAUAGCAAUUAAAAAAAUAAAUAAAUAAAUAAAUAAAAAUAAAUAAAUACAUAAAAUUUUAUUAAUUUCUCUGUAAUAUUAAAGUAAUCUUGGCAAUUGGUAUUUCUUCACAUUAGAGGAACAUAGAAAGGGUAGGAAUAUGUCAAAUAUGGGAUUAAGUGGAUCAAAAGGAAUAACCCCAGUUGAUGUGGUCAAGAAAAAUAAUCCUUUAAUUAAAGGCAUUAAAAAAAUAUCAGGGAAAUGGAAUAAAAGAUGGCCUGAUAUUGAAAAGCCAUGGCCAGUUGAAGGGACUCUUAACCCAGAUGUGAUUAAAGUGAUACAGGUGCUGGUGACCACAUACAAAGCAAAUGAGAAGAAAGGGAAGAAAGGGGAAAAAAGGAAGGAAAAGAGAGAGAUGGAGCUUGGUGUUCUUCAACUGUUUGAACAAGAAGGACAGAAGUUGCUCAAAGCCACCAAGGAAAGAAGAGAGAAGGGCCAAGAAGAAAUGGAGAGGAAUGCAAGAAAAAUAGAAAAGCAGAUGGCAGAAAUUAAUGCACCAUUUUCACAUGUAACUCCAGUAAAGGAACCUCCACCAUAUGAGAAAGAAGUGAAGUUUGAAGACAUUUACCCCCAAGUCCCAGUGAUAAGUCAAGAGGGAGAAUAUCAAAUUACGGAUGAUGAUAAUCAAAUAAUGGAAGCAGGGAAAGCAGAGACAAUCAUAAAAAUGAUCCCACAUACUAAAAGUAAAAGGACAUCAAGAUGGCUGCAAACCAAGGGGAUCCUAAAGAUUAGAAAGACAAAAAGAGGAGAAGAUGAAGAUCACAGUGAUUGGGAAGAGGCUGCAGGAGGAUAUGAUCCAGCUGUCAGGCGGUUGCUGGCAAAGGCAGAAAGGAAAGGAGAUAAAACAAGGAAACUUGAAGACUUUGAUGACAGAAGCUCUACCAGUGAAAACGAAGACAGUGAUGAUGAAUGGGACAGCAGAAAGUCAGUGUCUUCAAGAGGAUUUGUCCCUGCAACAUCAAGCACAAGAACUGAAGAGGACUUGCAGAGGGAUAUGAAAGAAGUAGAAAGAAGCAUAGACCGAUGCAUUUCAUUCUUGGAAAAGACCACAAGUCAAGGAAGCCAAAGAGCUUUGGAGAAACAACUUAAGGAGUUGAAGACACAAAAGAAAGACUUAAAGAAAGAAGUGGAAAACAGAUAUUCGCUGCGUUCAAGAACUAGGAUGCCACAUGAUAAAAUGUGUCCAGUAAUCGUCAGAGGACAAAAUUUGGAAUACAAGCCUUGGCAGAACACGGACAUGUCAGAUGUGCUGGAAAAGCUGCCAACUAUUCAAGAUGGAGCAUAUCCUUGGAUCUCAAAGUUGGAGGAAAUCAUGGUGGGAACACAACCUGCCAUGGGAGAUAUUAAACGACUGUUGGCUAAUCUUCUGGGAGUUCCAGCCAUGGAAGAAAUACUACAAAAAGCAGGAUUAGACCGCUAUGUGGGAACAGCUGUGAAUGAUCCAGAAUUAUUUUCUGCAGUAAGAGGUCGAAUGUGGAGAGCAGUGAGAGAUACAUUUCCAACAAAUGUACAUCCAGAUAACAUUCUUAUUGAUCCGUUGGGAGAAGAAGAGAAUCCAAGGUCGUAUGUGUCUAGGGCUCAUCACGUGUGGAGGAAUGUUACAGGAAAUGAUCCGGAGGUAAAUCAAAUGGAACAAUCCAUCCUGAGAGCCAAGAUACAGAAGGGACUUCCUCUGUCUGUAAGAAACAAGCUGGCAGAAGUGGUUGGUCUAGGAAGUAUGGCAACAGGGCUUUACACAGAUCACAUUGCCCAUCAAGUGGAGCUGUACAGGAAGAAAGCAAGAGACCAGAAAGAGAAUGACCAAGAGACCAUCAGAAAGCUCACUCACAUAAAAUUGCUGGACAAUACAAAGAAAGAAAAGAAGCAAGCAGUGGUAAUGCAAGGUCAGAUGCCACAAACUGAGCAAAACCAACCUUCACAACAAAUACAACCAAUUCAGGCUCAAGCUCAAUUGACCCAACCAUCAUCUGUGAAUCCAGUUGUUUCAUGGUCACAGCCGCUUCUAGGUCAGACGCAGAUUUGGAGAGGAAGAGAUCAAGGGGCUAUAGGAAGAGGACGUGGAGGAAGGUUUGAUCCAACCUUUCAACAGUCCACUGAAGUAUGCUACAACUGUGGAUUAAUAGGUCACUUUGCUCGAGAGUGUACCAGACCAGCAGGAAACUUCAGAGGAAACUUCAGAGGAGGAUUCAGAGGCCACUUCAAGCCCUUUAGGGGACCGGUAAACCCGUUCAGGGGCCCGGAAAGAGGAUUUUAGAGGUGCCCAGAGAACUCGAAAGGGGGGUGUCAGCUGGUAGCAUCAGGGCCAGAACAAGAACCAACUAUACAGGUGCAGGUAAAUAAGCAACCAUUAAAUAUGUUAGCUGAUAGCGGAGCAGCCUUUACCUGUAUCCAGCCUAAAGAUGCUAUACACCUCCCCAUGUCUGAUCAGUGGAUUCGGACAGUCGGGUUUGAGGGAGUGAAACAGCUGAUUCCUCUUACAAAACCAGUAGAGCUCUGCUACAAGAAUAUGAAGACAAAAAUACCAAUUCUGGUAUCGGAACAUACACCAGUAGCCUUAAUGGGAAGAGAUGCUUUGUGUAGGUUGAACUGCACAAUAAAAUGUACACCAGAUGGAUGCUUAGUGGAAGUGCCAACUGAUGCGGCCCAUCAAUUAUCAAUGACGACAGAAGCAGAAGCUUCAUUAGUUUUCUGGAUUGGAAAUCUCACUACAGACUUUUUGAAGUCAGCCAAGCUAUGGGAGAAGUUUAUUGAGGCUAACCUGCCUGAUGCAAAACCUCCAGAGUAUCUGCUGCAUUGUACACUCAAGUACUUUAAAGAUGCUUCCAAAGCAAAUGCUGAAGAGUGGUUAAGUCACCAACCAAAGCAAGUUCAACUUUGUUCAAGUUGUAUAAUUGUGGGACAACAAGGAGCAGCUAUGAGGGUGGAUAGCAAUGACUAUUUGCUUAAGGAGUUUGCCAUCCAAAAGAGUGUGCCACAUGUGACACUGCUAGUGUCUGAGGAUUAUGAACAAAAACAUGUAGGAGAAAUGAUGGCAGAAGCAGAGGAAGCUGUCUUUGUACCACUGAAAGAAAAUAAAGGAAUCUGGAGGAGCAAGGAUCAGCGAUUCAUCAAGAUCAUGGUCUCUUCUCAAGGACAUGGACAGCCACAAGCUAUUCGGAUGACACAUGAGUCACUCAUAAAUCCAAUGAGGAAUUCUUUGAAAGAAGAAAUGCUACAACAAGUGCCAGAAUGUCUAUGGUCAAGGCAUAGCACGGACAUUGGACUUGUGAAAUCAGCUCAACCAGUGAUAGUUGAACUUCAACCAGGAAUUAAACUUCCAUGGAAGAAACAGUAUCCAUUGACAGAAGAAGCCAUUCGAGGGAUAGAACCAGAAAUUGAAGGACUAUUAAAAGCAGAUGUAUUAAAGUUGACAAACACUCCUCAAAGCAAUACACCUUUGUUGCCAGUAAAAAAGCCGGAUAAUUCUUAUCGUCUGGUGCAUGAUUUAAGAGCAGUUAAUGAGGUAGUAGCAGAUUUCCCAGCAGAAGUACCAGAUCCUCAUACGUUAUUGGCUCAAAUUCCUCCUGAAGCAUCACACUUCACAGUGUUAGAUUUGUGUGGGGCUUAUUUUAGUGUUCCACUUAAUGUACAAAGCCAGGGCUUAUUUGGGUUUACAUACAAGGGACAGUCCUAUGAGUACAAGAGACUUCCGCAAGGGUACAAACAUAGUCCGCACAUUUUUAAUAAAAUAUUAAAAGAGGAUUUGGAUGGAUUGGGGCAAUUAGUGCAGAGUAAAGUGAUACAUU